Episyrphus balteatus (marmalade hoverfly) is the source of this 359-nucleotide messenger RNA. It is a transcript of the gene COX7AL2, whose product is annotated as cytochrome c oxidase subunit 7A1, mitochondrial. The transcript is spliced from 3 exons. The coding region runs from base 115 to 303 and encodes 62 amino acids. NCBI's taxonomy places the organism in Eukaryota, Metazoa, Arthropoda, Insecta, Diptera, Syrphidae. The record is from RefSeq and is a predicted model, not a curated record. Gene Ontology annotation, biological process: mitochondrial electron transport, cytochrome c to oxygen.
UGAAUCUAUUUUUGCAAGUGCAAAUUGUCUAUGGGUAUUUUUAGAUCAGUUAGAUCAAAGCCAUUGCAGCUGCAUCUUUCAUAAUAUUCUGUUGCUAAGAGGAAAUACAUAAAAAUGGCACUUCCUGAGAAACUACUCGAAAAUUACAAGAAAUUCCAGGCUCCUAGUGAUGUCCCAGUUUUCCUUAAGGGAGGACCAGCUGAUAAAUUUCUAUUUGGUUUGACAGUGGCUCUCUGUGGAUUGGGUCUUCUCAACAUCGUUAAAAUGACAUACGAUUUGGGAUUCAAGAAGAAGUCAGCUUAAAAUGUACAUAUUUUCAAUAAGAUUCCUCUUAAAUAAGAACAGUGCUUAAGAACUAA